AUGGCCGGGCCCCCCAAGCCCCCAUCCGAUUCUCGACUCUCACCCCUUUUCCCCACCCCUAUGGGCACUGCUGUUGGAAGAAGCCGCAGCCCCGAGCAGCCGUUCCUUCCCACGCUAUCAUGCUGCGACCUGUCCGUUGGGCCGCCUCACUGUCUUCCUCAUUGCACCUUUGCAUAUUUGGAGGUUUCAGAUCAUGGCAGCCGUGCCUUCCGCUUGCACUCACUCCCCCCAUCCAAGGGCGUCACCAUCCUUCUCUCUCCUCUGUCAGGACUCAAACUCGGCCUCUUCGUCAAACACCGUCAUGAUGGGACGAUUCGGUGCUUCCGCGAGAUCAUCCUCCCAUCUGCAAAGCUCCUGACGAUGCUGGUGCGCACUGGGCAAUGAACGCCUCUGUUACACGCGAUAUUCCUCUCUCCACUGCCGUUUCCUGUCUGUCGCAGCUGCAGGAACCGGUUGGAGCUUGUGCAGUGUUUGUCGGCCUGCUUCCUCCCAGGGACACCGAGAGCACUCCCGGGGCGCUGCGGCUAUCAGACCAGCCGUUUACCUCAGCUUCCAUCUUCCAUUUGGGCAGUGCAGAUGUGGAGGAGCUGGACAGAGAUGGUGCCGAGUGGAGGACCAAGGCCAGAGGCAUCGAUAAGUGGCUGCCUGAGCGGCUGCCUGAGGACACACUCGAGUUGGCGGAAAGGUGUUGGGCCGAGUGUGUGGAGGCUGCAGCCAAGCCUGACGCCGUCAAAAUGCUCCUCCUACUCAGGUAA
Vitrella brassicaformis is the source of this 755-nucleotide messenger RNA. NCBI's taxonomy places the organism in Eukaryota, Vitrellaceae. The record is from the annotation of a GenBank genome assembly.